This is a messenger RNA of Syngnathoides biaculeatus (alligator pipefish), 8184 nucleotides long. Its product is annotated as zinc finger SWIM domain-containing protein 6-like. NCBI's taxonomy places the organism in Eukaryota, Metazoa, Chordata, Actinopteri, Syngnathiformes, Syngnathidae. The transcript is spliced from 14 exons. Bases 619 to 4161 code for a protein of 1180 amino acids. Gene Ontology annotation, cellular component: Cul2-RING ubiquitin ligase complex. The record is from RefSeq and is a predicted model, not a curated record. Gene Ontology annotation, molecular function: zinc ion binding.
CUCCGUGUGAGGGAUGUGAGCGACAUUUUUAGCAUCAUCGGCUAACCCGCACGGAUAACGGCCACGCUUGGACCCAACACGGGAAACUCGACGGACAAAACUCAUUUGGAAAGCUACAAAUCAUCUUUCGGGGAGGAGCGAGCUCUCGAAAAACAAGCAUCAUGUUGUCACUGCAGCUCCACCGGAGUAGAAAAUAUGAAAGAGGAUAAAAACCAAAACCAAAACAAAACAAAAAAAAAAAAAAACCCGGGUUUUCUCGACCCCCUCCGCCUCCCGACACCGCCUCUGGAUUAAGCCCCCGCCUUGAAACUCCCAACAAGAAGGCCAAACUUCAAAAGAGGCCGUCGGAGGGGGGUGGGGGGGGCGGCUUCACAAAGGAUUUGCCGACGUUCGGGAAUUCCGCCUCCGCUUCCUUUUAUAGCAGCAGCCCCCCCGUGGCCACGCCCAUCCGCGCACAAAGUCCUCUGUGACGAAGGCCAGACUCCGCCCACAUCGCCAAAUUAGGCUCGCCUGCCCAUGUAGGGCAAACAAUCGGCGCGCGAGUGCCCCUUUUUCUCUUCCUCGUCGGGUUUAUACGAUCGGAGAGGCUCGGCGAGGCAGGUCGGAAGCGGUGCGAACAUGGCCGAGCGAGUCCAGCAGCCUCCAGCCAAGCGGCUCUGCUGCCGGCCCGGCUACAACCCGGCGUGUAGGCAGGGGCAGCGGGCUGGAGGAGUUCUGUGUGGCGGCGGCGGCGGCGGUUCGGGCUCCGCGGCGGGGCAGAGCGGAAAGACGCACAACCCGGAGUCGCUGCUCGACAUCGCGGCUCGCCGAGUGGCCGAGAAGUGGCCUUUCCAGAGGGUGGAGGAGCGCUUCGAGCGGAUCCCGGAGCCCGUCCAGCGCCGGAUCGUGUACUGGUCGUUCCCGCGGAGCGAGAAGGAGAUCUGCAUGUACUCGUCGUUCAACGCCGGGGCCGAGGAGAGUGGAAGUAGCGGGGACAAUAACGACGAGACUCAGCUGCCUUUCCUGCGAGGUGUCACCCUGCUGGAGGGCGGCUGGGUGGACAACGUACUGCAAGUCGGUUUCCACCUGAGCGGCACGGUGACAGACCCCGCCACACCCUCGUCCCCGGAACUCGUGUGCAGCGUCAGCGUCAGCUUCGACCGCUGCAAGAUCACGGCGGUCACGUGCACCUGCGGCAACAAGGACAUCUUCUACUGCGCCCACGUGGUGGCGCUGUCGCUUUAUCGGGUCCGCAAGCCCGAGCAGGUCAAACUGCACCUGCCCAUCUCGGAAACCUUGUUCCAGAUGAGCCGCGACCAGCUGCAGAAGUUCGUCCAGUAUCUGAUCUCGGUCCACCACACCGAGGUGUUGCCCACCGCCCAGAAACUGGCCGACGAAAUCCUGUCGCAGAACUCCGAGAUCAACCAGGUCCACGGAGCACCGGACCCCACGGCGGGGGCCAGCGUGGACGAUGAGAACUGCUGGCACCUGGACGAGGAACAAGUUCAGGAGCAAGUCAAGCUUUUCCUGUCCCAGGGAGGAUACCACGGCUCGGGCAAACAGCUCAACCUGCUCUUCAGCAAGGUGCGAGAGAUGCUGAAGAUGCGCGACUCCAACGGAGCGAGGAUGUUAACGCUGAUCACGGAGCAGUUCAUGGCCGACCCUCGGUUGGCGCUGUGGAGACAGCAAGGCACCACCAUGACGGACAAGUACAGACAGCUCUGGGACGAACUGGGCGCCCUGUGGAUGUGCAUCGUACUGAACCCGCACUGCAAGGCGGAGCAGAAGUCGUCGUGGCUGCGGCAGCUGCGCCGGUGGAACAGCGUGGACGUUUGCCCCUGGGAGGACGGAAACCACGGCAACGAGCUGCCCAACCUCACCCACUCGCUGCCUCAGGGUGCCCACGGCAACCAAGAGAUGCGCCCCCACAGGACCGUGUUCACGCGGGCCAUCGAGGCCUGCGACCUGCACUGGCAGGACCGCCACCUCCAGCACAUCAUCGCCAGCGACCUCUACGCCAACUACUGUUACCACGACAACCAGGAGGGCUCCCUCUUUGACGCGCGCGGCUGGCCGUUGUGGCACGGUGAGCGCAAUAUAAAAGAAGAACAAGUUGCGCCAAUGGAUGUUGGCGUAAAUUUUGUCUUUCUCUCGCGCGUCGUCUUAGAACACGUGCCAACGGCCUGCGCCAGGGUGGAUGCUCUGCGAUCCCACGGUUACCCGCGAGAAGCACUCCGACUGGCCAUCGCCGUGGUGAACACGUUACGGCGGCAACAGCAGCGGCAACUCGAGCACUUCCGCCGGCACAAGAAAGAGUUGCUCCACAAAGGCCACACCUCCAUCACCAACAUGGAGGGCUGGGUGGGGCACCCGCUCGAUCCCAUCGGCACCCUCUUCAGCACCCUGACUGAGUCGGGACGGGCGGGAGAGGAGGGGUCCAAUAUCUGCUUGGAUCUCUCGGCUACACGAGAGGAUCAGAAUGUGAAACGCCUCCCGCCGUCGUGCCUCUUCGCAGACUGCUCCAGCGUGGUGACCCGGGCGGACCUCCAGCGGAUGCCCGUGCAGAGGCUGCUGGGCGACGGCGAGUCGUACGUGGCGCUGGCGGUGGAGACGGCUCUGAUGGGCCUGGGCCAGCAGCGGGUCAUGCCCGACGGCCUGUACGCUCAGGAGAAGGUGUGCCGCAACGAGGAGCAGCUGCUGGCCAAGCUUCAGGAAGUCGAACUGGACGAUUCGCUGGUCAAGAUCUUCCGCAAAGAGGCCGUCUUUCUGCUCGAAGCCGGGCCGUACUCGGGCCUCGGGGAGAUCGUCCACCGAGAGAGCGUCCCCAUGCACACCUUCGCCCGCUAUCUCUUCACCUCCCUCCUACCUCACGACGCUGAACUGGCGUACAAAAUUGCACUGAGAGCCAUGCGGUUGCCCGUGUUGGAGUCGACGGCGUCAUCCGGCGACCUGUCCCGGCCGCACCACAUCGUGUCGGUGGUGCCCAACCGCUACCCGCGCUGGUUCACCCUCAGCCACAUCGAGUCUCAGCAGUGUGAGCUGGCCUCCACCAUGCUCACCGCCGCCAAAGGUGACAGUCGCCGGCUGGAGACGGUCCUGGAGUCCAUCCAGAAAAAUAUCCACUCGUCGUCUCACAUCUUCAAACUGGCGCAGGACGCGUUCAAGAUCGCCACUCUGAUGGACAGCUUGCCCGACAUCACGCUGCUCAAAGUUGCUCUGGAGUUGGGACUGCAGGUGAUGAGAAUAACGUUGUCCACGUUGAACUGGAGGCGGCGGGAAAUGGUGCGCUGGUUAGUCACAUGUGCCACUGAAGUUGGCGUGUACGCGCUGGACAGCAUCAUGCAGAGCUGGUUCACCCUGUUCACGCCCACCGAGGCCACCAGCAUCGUGGCCACCACGGUCAUGUCCAACAGCACCAUCGUGCGCCUGCACCUGGACUGCCACCAGCAGGAGAACCUGGCGUCGUCGGCGCGCACGCUGGCCCUGCAGUGCGCCAUGAAGGACCCCCAGAACUGCGCCCUGUCGGCGCUGACGCUCUGCGAAAAGGACCACAUUGCCUUCGAGACAGCCUACCAGAUUGUACUGGACGCCGCCGCCACGGGGAUGAGCUACACGCAGCUGUUCACCAUCGCGCGCUACAUGGAGCACCGCGGCUACCCCAUGCGGGCGUACAAGCUGGCCACGCUGGCCAUGGCGCACCUGAACCUCAGCUACAACCAGGACACGCACCCGGCCAUCAACGACGUGCUGUGGGCCUGCGCGCUCAGCCACUCGCUGGGCAAGAACGAGCUGGCCGCCGUCAUCCCGCUGGUGGUGAAGAGCGUCAAGUGCGCCACGGUGCUCUCGGACAUUUUGCGCCGGUGCACGCUGACCACGCCGGGCAUGGUGUCGGCGCUGCACAGCCGGCGGAACUCGGGCAAGCUCAUGUCGCUGGACAAGGCGCCGCUCAGGCAGCUGCUGGACGCCACCAUCGGGGCCUACAUCAACACCACGCACUCGCGCCUCACGCACAUCAGCCCGCGCCACUACAGCGAGUUCAUCGAGUUCCUGGGCAAAGCGCGCGAGACCUUCAUGAUGGCGCACGACGGACACAUCCAGUUCACGCAGUUCAUAGACAACCUGAAACAGAUCUACAAGGGCAAAAAGAAACUCAUGAUGCUGGUGAGGGAGCGCUUCGGCUGACCCCCCCCCCCCCCCCCCCGGACUUUUUGUACCCACUCGAGUCUGCCUUUUUCUUUUCUCUCUUUUUUUUUUUGUGAACUUCCGGGAAAGAAAAAGAAAAAAAAGAGGAGGAGGAGAGGACGUCGAAACCAAGCGGAAAAGGAAAAAACAAACUCCACAGAGCCACACGCGGUAUUAUUGUUCUUGCUGUUGUUCUCGUUACAAACAUUAUCACUAUUAUUAUUAUUAUUAUUGAUAAUAACAUUAUUACUACUACUACGUGUACAGAAGUGUUUUUCUUUUUUUUUUCCCCACGAGAGAGGAAAUUUGUCACGUUGUGAAUGUCGUGCAUCUGCGUGCGUGUGAAAGGAGAUUUUGACGUUCAUUGCUUUAUUUCUUUCCAAACAUUUUUUUUUUUCUUCUCCGUUCUCUUUUAAGUUGUACAGCUGCAUCUCAAAUCCUUUUCAAUUUCAUUUCAUUAGUUCAAUUCAAAAAUGUUCUCUGAUUAGGUACAUUUUUAAUAAUUUGGAAGCUAUGGGAGUAUCUAAAAAAAAAACUAUAACAGGGGUCCGGCAAUAUUAGUUGCAUGAAUUUAUCAUUCUCCUAUUUUUUAAAAUUUAGCUCUGUAAUUGAUUUUUUUCAUGAAUAAUACCUAAAAAAAAUAUCAGCCAUAUCAACAGUUUUACAAUUUUGAAAAAUCAACUAUUUUACAGGCGGCACAGUGGAGCAGUUGGUAAAGCAUUGGCCUUGCAGUUCCAAGGUCCCAAGUUCGAUCCCGGCCUCGGCUGUGUGGAGUUUGCAUGUUCUUCCCGUGCUUGCGUGGGUUUUCUCCGGGUGGGCAGUCCGGUUUCCUCUCACAUCCCCAAAACAUACAACAUCAAUUGGACACUCUAAAUUGCCCCUAGGUGAGAUUGUGGGUGUGGCUGUUUGUCUCCAUGUGCCCUACCUCAAAAAUAUCAGCCCAACAAAACAAUUUGACAAUUUUUAACACAUUUAGCGUCACCUCAUCUACAACUGACGUGGCCCAAUCAUUUGGAAACAUAAAUGUUGCCCUUGAGCACAAUUGUUCCUAUAAAGUUUCACUUUUUGAAUUGAACUACUGCAAGUACUUAUAUUUCAAUAUUCCAAUGUAUCCAGAUGCACCUGAAUGUGGCACAGUAGCGCUCGUGUUAUGAAAAAAAAAAAGGUAUUUUUAAAAAUCCUCAGAAGAGAAACUAAGGCUUUAAAACACACACACACACACACACAGGAAGCACCUCCCCUUUUGGCCCCCGGCCCCCCAACGGGGGCGCCAGGCAGCACUGCACAGCUUGGGGAGAAAAAAGAAAAAAGCUGCCAUCAGCAUUUUUGGAGCACUUGAGCAAGCCGUUAGUUUUCUCUUUGCGCCGAUAUGCACGAGCACGCUCUGAGAGCCCCCACCUGCGUAAUGUGAGGCGAGCGGCACGGUAGACGCAAUCGAACCCGGAUCGUACAUUGCAGCCGACGUACGGCAGUAACGUACGUCGGCGUCAUCGAAGUCCGUUACAAUGGACACUGUCAGAGAGGUUUUUGUGUUGCUUAAGGUUUCAUAUCGUGACUUGCAUUAAUUGAGCUGAUUCCAAUAUUUUUGGUCCAUUACGGCGGUUUUUUGUUCAGGUACACAUGAAAAAUUAUUGGAGAUGAUACGCUACUAGUGCACAGAUAUGAUGAGAAUAAUUGAUGAUAGCGUGAAAGAAAUUUGUCAUCAUUUUUUUGUCGCUUGAUUUUGAUGAUCUCGUCUGCUGAUCCAGUUUGGGUUGGAUUGGACGGAGAUGCGCUCAUUCUGCCUUUCAAAGCAAUUUGUGCAUCGCAUCGCUGUCCGAUAUGAAAAGCAGCUGGAGUGGACCCCAUCAUGCUCGCGGUUCAACACCCACAAAUUAUUUUUGUCAAUUUUUUUUUAAAUGUUCUUUUCAACUUAAGGAUUUCAUUUUUUUCCUUCCAUUUUUUUGCGUUAUUUUUCUUUUAACUUUGGGACAGCUCCAAAAACACUUUUUACUGCUUUAUCCCCACUUAUAAAUAUUUUUUUGUGGGGUGGAUUGAAAAUAAUUGCACGUUUUUUUUUUUUUUAAUGAAAGAAUAAAUUGUGCCAUUGGCUGGCAACUACUUCAGGGUGUGCCCCCACCCCACCACCCCCUGCCCGAAAAUCACUGGGAUAGGCUCCAGGAUAUGUGGCUAAUAUGAAAAAAAAAAAAAAAAAGUUGCCUUUUGGUUAAAAAUAACUGAAAUCCAUGAUGCCCUCUAGUGGAUGUGGGCAGCAAGUGCUCACAAGUGUUUUGAGGUCAUGCCAGGGCAGCCAGGGCAUUGCCCCCUGGCGCAAGGAAGCUUAACUUCUAUUCUCUUGGUUAAAAAAAUAGCAGAUGUGUUCCAAAAAAAUAUACAUAUAUUUUUUGUUUUGGAGCCCCUAAAGGGUCAUUGGAAAAAAGAAAAAAAAAAAAGGUUUCUCAUUUUAAUGAGUAAUUUUCUCAUUGUAAUGAGUAACUGACUCAUGUGUCAGUUACUCAUUGUAACUCAUGAGUAAGUUACUCAUUACAAUGGGAGUGUCAAAAAACGGCUACCUAUGGGUCGUAGCUUAUUUACCUGCUAGCGGUAGCUUCCUGAAUAAGGAAUAAGGGUCUUUUGUACAUGCACACAUGCAAUGGACUAGUUUCUCAUUACAAUGAAAAAGCUUUUUUUUUUUUAAAUUGUCCCUUUAGGGGCUCCGUAAAACAAUUUACAAAUCUGGGGUUAUAUUUUGUUGUUUUUGUAGAAUUACUAUGUGUUUUUAAUCCAAAAAACAAAUUUGACAAACAAAAACUAUCUCAUGUUCUUUUCUGAAUCUUUCUUGUUUUUUUUUUUCAUUCGUUCGUUGAUUAUUAUAUGACGAUAUUACACGUGAUCACAUCUUGCAUUCAAAACAGUUACAAUCUACAUAUUGUAGCAAACGAAAAAAAAGUACAGCCAGUGGAACGUGGGGAAAAUAUUGCCAUCAAUUUCUGCGCGUUGCACAAAAUGCAAUCAGCUUGUCAAGGGACUGAAGCCUGAAAACCAAACCGACUUUGAAAUGUGUUGAAGAUGCAAAAAAAAAAAAAAAAAAAAAUCUCUCUGACAGUGUUGCGACGUUGUUACGUCCGCCGUGCUGAUGGGGGGGGCGACUACCUCAUCCAUGCGGCGUGGAAACGUGCCGUCACCCACCACAUUCAAUCGCUCUCGUCCCUGCCCUCUGAUUGGCUACGAGCAGACGCGUCACUCCCCCCCAUCUCAUUUACGCCAUUUCCUCAAUUUCAUUUUUGUUGUUGUUUGUUUUUGCUCACCCCCGCCCAUCCUUUCUUUAAAUGGCCAGUGUCAUUUGUCCCCACCCCCUCUGCGUGUGUCAUAGAAAUGAGACUUUCUACUGUUUAAAAAAAAAAAAAAAAAAAAAAUGUGUGCAAGCUCCAUUAAUUGUCCACCGGAACGUUCUCAGGGAUUUCUUCUUUUCCUCCACAAGAAAAAAGAAAAAAGGCGGAACAAAACCAACGACUGACUGCAGGAAAAUGGAAAAACAAACAACAACAACAAAAAACAUGAGCGAGCAUUUAUUGUACUCUGUAUAUAUGCCAUAGUAUAUGUCUGAAUAUGGAGGAUCUGAAAGUAUAUGUUAACUAAUUUAUACAGAGUAUUCUAUGUAAUGUGAAAUACUUGAAGCCGCUGUAGUUUGUUCUCUCUUCUGUCUCCUUUUUCAUUUUCAUUUUUCUUUUCUUUUGGUCAUGUGAUGGAAACAUAUCAGGAGGACAAGACUUCAUUCCUGCUGACUAAAGCGUAAAGACCAGCAAUGGAGGUCAAAAGUACUCACUGGGGGCCAGUAAUUAUUUUUUUUUAUUUUUAUUUUUGUCGCUUUAAUCCAACUUUGAAUUCAUUUCUCAUGCAGUCAAGUCGACAGUCUCAUAUCGUGCACGCCUGUCAACCGAGGUUUCCGUCUUUUAACCACAUUCGUUUGUCUUUUCUUUCAAGUGUGUCUUGACGAAAAAAAAACAGGAAAAAAAAAAUACAAACAAAAAAAAUAAAUAAAAA